CCCCCCCCCUUCCCACCCCAUCUCAUCCUAUCGUCGGAAGGUUCUUGUUAUCUCCAUCUCCUACUGAUCUAUUAUCUCAUCCGUCGAUUCGUCAUCUGAUCCCUAGCGCAUCAUGGCCGAGGAGUCUCCUGCUGCCUCUGCGCCCGCUCCCGAAGGUGCUGAGCCCGUCGAGCGCGCGCCUGCCGAGACCCAAUCCACUCCUGUGGACUCGGCGCCAGAGCAGUCCAAGGAAAAGGAAGAGAAGGAACCCAAUGGUUCGGAUGAGAAGUCUUCAGAGUCUGCGUCUGCUUCUGAGGAGAAAAAGGAGACAACUGAAGCUGAAAAGCCCACCACCCCCUCUGAGCCUGUCGACGCGAAGGAACCCGCCGAUGGCGCCGCCGCCCCUGCAGAGCCCGAAGCCAAAGCCGCCCCAGCAUCGGAGGCCAACGGAACACCCGCCUCGGCCAAGAAAUCAUCAGCCUCACGGCGCAAAUCUACCGGAGGUUCAUUGAGCAGAAAGAAGUCGCAAGUUCGCGUCCUGCACCUCGACGCGAAACCUGGUGAUUAUUUCCUCGCGCGUCUGAGAAGCUACCCACCGUGGCCUUCCAUUAUCUGCGAUGAAGAGAUGCUUCCCCAGACUCUGCUGGAAACGCGUCCCGUGACCGCUCAGCGUCAAGAUGGAACCAUCAGAGAGGACUACGCUGAAGGCGGCAAGCGCGCGCACGAGCGAACUUUCCCGGUCAUGUUCUUUGAGACAAAUGAAUUCGCCUGGGUCCCCAACACAGACCUGACCCCUCUCGAGCCUGCCACCUGCAAGGAAGUAUCAGAGAAGGGCAAGAGCAAAUUGUUGCUGUCUGCUUAUGCCGUCGGUGCUGAAGGUCACGAUCUCCAGCAUUUCAAGGAGCUUCUGGCCGACCACCAGCGUGCGCUUGAGCAAGAACAUGAGGAGAUGGAAGCUCAGGCAGCUGCGAAGGCCGCUGCUAAAGCUGCCCGAGAAGCAAAGAAGAACAAGCGCAAGAGCAUGGACGUCGUUGACGACGAAGAUGUCGAGAUGGAGGACGCUGAUGAGGAGGAACACAAGCCGAAGAGCUCCAAGAAGCGGAAGAAGGAUGCUGAAGCUGAUACUACAGCGGAUGAGAAGCCCGCAAAGACGCCCAAGACUACCACUAAAUUGAAGUUGACGACACCCAAAACCCCGACCAAUGAGACUGGAAAGAAAGCUCCUGCUUCUAGCAAGGCCAAGCAAACCGCCAGCACUAAGAAGGCUGGCAAGGCUGCUGCAAGUGACGAAGGCGAAGAUUCUCGUCCGGCUUCCAAAGAACCUGAGAAGAAGGUCAAUCAGGAGGAACUCAAGGAGAAGAAGGAGAAAGAGAUUCUCUUCAUCCGCCACAAGCUUCAGAAGGGUUUCAUCUCCCGUGAACUCCCACCCGCAGAGGAAGAGAUGACUGCUAUGUCGGGUUACUUCAGCAAGCUGGAGAAGCACACUGAUCUGGAAGUGUCAAUCAUUCGUGCGACCAAGAUCAACAAGGUGUUGAAGAUGAUCGUGAAGCUCAGCUCUAUUCCUCGGGACGAGGAAUUCCAGUUCCGGCAGCGCGCCAUCAACAUCUUGUCGAAGUGGAAGAAUGUUCUUGAUGCUGACACCACCGGUCCUUCCGAGCAAAAGGAGAAAGAGGACAAGCCCAGAGCGAAUGGCGUUCACAAGGAGAGCAGCGUGGAGACGCCCGUCAAGGCCGAUACUGAAAACGAGAAAGAAGAUGAAUCUAAGGAGAGCAAGACGAAUACCGCGGAGCCCCAGGACGAGCCGAUGACUGAUGCCGAUGUAAGGGAGAAAUCGGAUGCCCCCGAGCCGGUGAAGGAGGAUGUUGAGAAUCCCUUGAAGGCUGAAGAGACAUCGGCAGAGAAGGAAGAGGAGAAGACAGCCGAAGAAAAGCCGGCUGCAGAGGCCGUGAAGACAGAGGAGAAGUCUGCGGAGGCAGCUGUUUAAAGAACAAAAACCAUCUUUGUUUAUGGGUGCCUCUUAUUUGCUUUCCCGCUGAUUUUCGCAAGGCUUUUCUG
Messenger RNA from Aspergillus aculeatinus CBS 121060, 2034 nucleotides. Its product is annotated as PWWP domain protein. Lineage: Eukaryota; Fungi; Ascomycota; Eurotiomycetes; Eurotiales; Aspergillaceae. Bases 113 to 1963 code for a protein of 616 amino acids. Gene Ontology annotation, cellular component: mitochondrion. The transcript has 5 exons. The record is from RefSeq and is a predicted model, not a curated record. Gene Ontology annotation, biological process: anterograde axonal transport.